UGAAGGAAGGAAAAGGGAGACUGGAUAAAAGGUUGUUGGGACAAGAUGCUGCUUCUUGUAGAGCUGAUGAAAAACAGCUCAAGUGGUAAACAAACAAGCAAGUGCAUAGAAAAUAAGCGAUACAUGUGAAAUGGAGAACAGGAGAUGUGAUUGGAGUGUUACUAAGGUCUCUCUGGAAGAGCUCCUGAGAUGUUAUAAACAGCCUGUAAGUGAGGAGCAAGCUUGGGCCAUUUGCUUUCAGUGCUGCUGUAAAAUGAAGCAGUUGGCUCAAGGGCUCCAUCCAUGGUUUCCCACUGUGGUUAUAAAAGGCCCUGGAAGCAUCUUCAUCCAUUCCAGUGGCAAUGUUUCCUUCCUGCUGUGCUGUAAAUCUGAUGUUCACAAGACACAACAAUCAGAGGACAAGCUGCUGGAGUGUCUGGGAAUGGUGAUCUAUAAUGCCCUGGACUGGGGCAUUGACAGCCAUAUGGAGCGAGAGCUGAGCAAACCCCUGGAAAACCUGAUUUCCCUUAUGCUGAAGCUAGACAUUGAGGCAACAAAACCAGCAAUCAGUCUUCAGGAUGUCAUUAAGAUCUGUGAGGAGCAUGUGUCCUGGCCCUCUGAGGCUUCCAGCCAUUACAGAACAAUCUCUAGGGCUCUCUUUGCUGACUACAUGGAUCUUCAGCAACUCGCAUUUACCAUCCAGAACUCCAAAGAGAGUCUGAAAAGAAUGGAUGUGGUAGCUUUGCUGGAAAAUUCUUCCCAGAAGAAGGCAAAUUGCUGGGCUGCCUUGUGGCAUGAUGUUGUUGAUGAACUGCGGAAGGGAGUGAAGCUGCGUAAGGCCACAAAACAGCUACAGCAUAACAGUCCUCUAAAAGAGUCUGCCCGCUCCCCCUUCGAGAUAUUGGCAGAUGACAUCCGACACAAGAGGUAUACUCUCCAGAAGGUGAAGAUCAACAGUGAGCAAAAGAUCAGGAGCUCUGAAGAAAACACAAUCCUUCUAAAGCUGCCUUUAAAGCCAGUGGUAGAGAGAAAACUGAAGGACUGUUUCCCGCAGGAACCUAGUCAGCAUGAGCUGCUCAUGACAGAAAUAAAACAGCCACACAAACUUCGGCCAUCUCCCACAGAAAGAAAUAAAAGUAGGCCCAAAGAUGCUUCUGUGACACUAAACAUCUUUAAUUUUCCUUGCGACAGUGGUUUAUCUAUCCAAAAUGCCAGUACAGGACUUAAUGCUCACGAAGUUGAAAACUGGCUGCUGGGUUCUGACCUGCUGGGCCAAGAAUUUCAGGAAGGAGGUUGGCCAUUGGAAAAUGCCCAGAGUGUGACCUCAGAAAGGUCAUUUUUACAGAAUUGCAACAGCAGAGGUUUCUCUGCAGACUGCAAGUUUACUCCCACAAGAAUUUCAUCACCAAGUGACCUCAACACACACAGCUUUCUGAAUUCAAACCAUCAGCAACCUUCCUGCCGAGGGAGAUCAAUGUCUAUAGGGAAUGCCCUGCAAAGCAAGGAGCAUGGGAGAGAGAAUUCUACAAAGUGGCCAUUGCCAACUAUUACUGAUCUGAUUGGAACCCGAUAUGCCAUGAUGGCAUCUGAAAUGGAGAUUGCUUUCCACAGAUAUGGUUGCAGUAUAUCUUCAAGAGCCAAGGUCUGUUUCAGUUGCCAUAAGCAGAUGUUCUUUAAAUGGCCUUACAGCUGUCAUCUCUGUAGCAGUGUUAUCUGCUGUGACUGCUGCAUCAAGAUGUCCAUGCCCUUCAGACAGUGUGUAUAUCUCCCACUCAGCUUCCUAAAGCCACUAAGAGUCCUCAAACAUGAGGGCCCAGCUGCACAAGAAGAGAGAGCCUCCCAGAUGUUGCAUGAAGCAGAACAUUGGAGCUGUCCUAGAGUACCACUUGUGUUUGAACCUUGGUGCACAGCACAGCCUCUUGCCAGUCACAAGACCACCAUGGUGGACUGGCCUUCUAUGGACAUCUGUACCAAAUGUGAGCAGUAUCUGUUGCAUGUCACUUCCUGUCAGCAGCAGCGUACCCCUCCCAGGAAAAGAUCCUGGUCAUGGGCUGCACUGGAAUGAUCCCCUCAUGUGCAUCUCCUCUCUGGUUUUUUG
This is a messenger RNA of Gavialis gangeticus (Gharial), 2077 nucleotides long. Its product is annotated as protein spire homolog 1-like. Gene Ontology annotation, cellular component: cytoplasmic vesicle membrane; cell cortex. Bases 131 to 2044 code for a protein of 637 amino acids. The transcript has 16 exons. Gene Ontology annotation, molecular function: actin binding. The record is from RefSeq and is a predicted model, not a curated record. Gene Ontology annotation, biological process: polar body extrusion after meiotic divisions; intracellular transport; cleavage furrow formation. Lineage: Eukaryota; Metazoa; Chordata; Crocodylia; Gavialidae.